Molecule: messenger RNA, 204 nt
Organism: Echinops telfairi (small Madagascar hedgehog)
Lineage: Eukaryota; Metazoa; Chordata; Mammalia; Afrosoricida; Tenrecidae
Product: 60S ribosomal protein L38-like
Exons: 1
Coding region: 1-204 (67 amino acids)
Biological process (GO): protein-RNA complex assembly; translation
Cellular component (GO): cytosolic large ribosomal subunit; ribosome
Molecular function (GO): structural constituent of ribosome
Source: RefSeq, a predicted model, not a curated record
AUGGAAGAGAUCAAGGACUUCCUGCUCACAGCCUGGCGAAAGGACACCAAGUUUGUCAAGCUCGAGAAGAACAAGGAUAACGUGAAGUUCAAAGUGCGGUGCAGCAGAUACCUCUACACCCUGUUCAUCACCGACAUGGAGAAGGCUGCUGAGAAGCUGAAGCAGUCUCUGCCCCCAGGUCUGGUAGUGAAGGAGCUGAAAUGA